This is a messenger RNA of Mollisia scopiformis, 836 nucleotides long. RefSeq lists its product as uncharacterized. The transcript is spliced from 2 exons. The record is from RefSeq and is a predicted model, not a curated record. Bases 72 to 719 code for a protein of 215 amino acids. Lineage: Eukaryota; Fungi; Ascomycota; Leotiomycetes; Helotiales; Mollisiaceae.
CACAUUCAGCUCUGAUUUCUCAAUCGCUCCAAGCACUCACUCAUCUUCUCAUUCUCUUCAACAAGCUCAACAUGAAGCUCUUCCUCCUUGCUUCAGUUCUCUUCCUGCAUCUAGUGGCCGCCAUGCCCACACCAGUCCUCCCACCUCACUCCUGCACCACUAUCACCCCCAAAUCCCUCACGGCCCUCGACAACUCCUCCCCCGAUUUACCCUUCCCCCAAGGCCUCUUCGCCGGCAGUUCCAGCUUGAUGAUCAUGCACAACAACAUCAACGCCACCAACCCAACCCACUCCCUCCAACUAAUCGAAUUCGCCAUCCCGCAAACCACCUCCGGUGCCACCGGAGCCUGCCAACUCCAAAUCACGGACCCGGCCUGCAGCCUCACAUUCACCGACUCAAACGACUACGCCAUCCCCUCUCCCGUGCAACUGAAAGCCAUCUCCCUGCACGCCAUUACUACUGGUAACAACAUCUCAUACAACGAUAUCUUCAGCGCUGAGCCGUCACUUGUAUCUUCGUGGGACUUUGGAGAUGCGGUUAUGAGUGCGGGCGAUACUGCGAGUAUUUCUAAUAGUGAGGGGUGCGAGGGGAGUGUGUGGUAUGUGUUGGAUUAUGAGGAUGUGGCGGAUGGGGGGUAUAGUGAGUGGAGUAUGUUUCAGCAGGAUGAGGAUGAGGCGAGUGGGAUGGAGCUUAAUGGGGUUUAUCUUACUUAUUGCUGAGAGCUGCUGCAACACACAAUACUGAGGUAACUAAGAGAUGGGUUUAUGUUUGAUGAUCUGGAAGGUGCUGGGUUGUUGCUGACGCUAAAUUGUGGUUUUUGGGAAGAGGGAAAGGAG